Messenger RNA from Candida tropicalis MYA-3404, 1530 nucleotides. It is a transcript of the gene FGR15, whose product is annotated as Fgr15p. The transcript has a single exon. The record is from RefSeq and is a predicted model, not a curated record. The coding region runs from base 1 to 1530 and encodes 509 amino acids. NCBI's taxonomy places the organism in Eukaryota, Fungi, Ascomycota, Pichiomycetes, Serinales, Debaryomycetaceae.
AUGGAGACUCCUCCAACUACUACUACUUCAAAUGUAUCAUUUGGUGACACUAAGGACGAUGAAGAACAAGUCACUGUUAAGAUAGAAAAGAGCCCUGCCACUUCCCCUGUGAAACUUAAUUCUACUGGCAGUGAUCAACAAACAGAUAAUCCAAAUAUUGUUGGCGAAAAUAUACCCACUCCCAGCCCUCCGGCAACUAUAGAUGCUACUGAACCAGAAAACAAGAAACAACAAUCUGGAUUAACAAAAGAUGAGGAAAUGGGAAUUCUUUUAACUGUUAAUCCUUCAAACAUAAUUGAGUACGCCAACCAUUUAAAUCGGAUAUCCACAAUUUUAUAUGAUGGGAACUUUGACAGUUCAAAGUAUUUAUCGUCGCUUCAUUCAAAGUUGAACGAAUUAAUUGAUAAUUUAACCAAGUUUGUUGACUUGGAAAACCCUUUGAAUAGUAAAUUGUAUCUCAUAAUUGAUAUCAACUUUGACAUACUUAUCAAAUUAUCCACUAGCUAUAAAGUCUUGGAAGUGUCCACGGUUUGCAUCAGAUUUUUAUCCACAGUCUUCAUGAAUUUAAACUAUUGGGAAGUUUAUAAUUUGUUGAUCAAGAAACCGGUGUUGUACCAUUUUCUCACGUUGAUCAAUUUUGACUUAAAUGAAUGUUAUACGAGGUUCAUAAAUGACUAUUCCAAAUUCGCAUAUAAUAAGAUUCAACAACCAUCGGUAUUGAAGUCAAGAAAUAAAUCACGAAUGGCAAAGAGAAAAAGACAAAAGUCCAACAGUUCUGUUCCUAAUAAUGGAGGCAUGGAACUUCCUAACCCAGAUGAAAAUCUCACACCUGAAGAACGAUUACAACGAUCUCAGGCAUUCUUUUCAUUAAAUCCAGAUACUUCAGACCAUGACAAAUAUGUUGCUGAUAUCUUGUCAGGAGCAAAUAGGCAAAAGAGAAAAUUUAGACCAGAUGUUAAAUUACUCCAUCACAAGAUCAUUAAAAAACCACAACCAGCAGCCAUUAAGCCAUCCACCAAGUCUUCAAACUAUGAUCCUGAUGUAGUACAUGAAUGUCAAUUACCUUCAGCUGAGGAACCACAUAAGUUGUGUUUAAGAAGAUUCUCCAGAAAAUACGAAUUGAUAAGACAUCAAGAAACUGUCCAUUCCAAGAAGAAAAAGCUUUUCAAGUGCUAUGUUUGUGUCAAACAGAAUCCAGGUGUUGGUCCAAGAAUCUUCACCAGACACGAUACUUUGGCAAAGCAUAUUAGAGUUAAUCAUAAAAUUUCAGGAAAAGAAGCGAAAGCUGAAGUUGCCUAUUCCAAGAAACAUGCAGAAGUUGUUGAAGAAGGUGACAUUACUGUUCACGUAGGGAGGCGCAAAACUAAAGUUGAUUUUGAGUUGAGAGCCCAUAUGGAGAAACGUAAAUCAAGUGGUGAUGAUACUAACUAUUUGGAAACAAGCGAUUUGGAAUCUGGUGAAGAAGAGGUUACGUUUAACAAUAAAGAUAAUCCAAUAGAGAAGCCAGCUGAGAAUACAACUGUCAAUUAG